CCCUCACACAUAUUUGGAAUCAGUUUUUAUGUUGGAUCCUCACGAAAAAUUCCAAUCUCCCCCCAAUAUGCCUCACAAAAUUUUUAAUCUCCCCCCAAUAUACCUAUCUAUCCCUAAUUAUCCCGCUUUCCCUUCCCUAUGUUAUCUUCUUUUUCACGAGACCCUCCAUCUUCUGGGUGCCAUCUCCCACGUCGAUCCCAGAGACCUUCGGCCACCUCCAGCCCUCCGUUCGUCACCGCGUCCGACGCCGAUCCCAGAGACCUUCCACCACCUCCGGUGCUCCGUUCGUUACCAUCUCCGGCUUUCCCUCUUCGACCGUCGCACACAGAGCACACCCUCCGACCUCCCAUCUUCGGCGUGCCCGUUCGUCAUCAUCUCCGACUGUCGUUGGUGAUGGCUGAUAGCGAUUUCGGUGUUGUGGAGGCUGGAAAAACACGAAGAAACAACCCAAUCGUUAUGAUUUUCAGCUUGUGAACACAAGAUGUGAAGAUCUUCAUCCAAGGGUUUAAGGGCUAUAAAAAGUUAUACUUCUGUAUAGAUUUGCUCAUGUAAGUGGACAUCCAUUUGUAUGAAUUUUUUUUUUAUGUAAAUUAAGUACUAGUAAUAUCUUGUACAAAGUAGGAUAAUGCAUUCAAGUGUAUUGUAUGUGUAUGAAUUGUAUUGGUUUGUAUUUAAAUUACUUUUAUGAAAUAAAUUGAGUAAAUGCAAAGUACAAUGCUUUAACCGACAA
This is a messenger RNA of Lactuca virosa, 730 nucleotides long. The record is from the annotation of a GenBank genome assembly. Lineage: Eukaryota; Viridiplantae; Streptophyta; Magnoliopsida; Asterales; Asteraceae.